Molecule: messenger RNA, 2466 nt
Organism: Arachis ipaensis
Lineage: Eukaryota; Viridiplantae; Streptophyta; Magnoliopsida; Fabales; Fabaceae
Biological process (GO): telomere maintenance; DNA repair
Molecular function (GO): DNA helicase activity
Source: RefSeq, a predicted model, not a curated record
AUGGAUGAUAUAGACCAAUCAGAAAUAUAUGAUCUUUCGAUAAAUUUAUUCAGUCAAGUUGGUUCUGUUAUUGAUCAUCCUUUAUUCUUGCAAAGUGAGAUACAAGGUUGCCUUGAUGUUGGUAAUCCUAACUAUGAAUGUUCAAUCUGUGGCGCGUGUUUUUGUAUGUUUGCCUUCACGUCUCUUGGUGGUAAGGUAUUGGAUUCAGUGAAUGAUGGGAGGGGUCCACCGCAGUUUAUAAUAACUGGUCAAAAUUAUCAUCGGAUUGGAAGUUUGCUCCCAGAUGCUGGUCAGAAGCCUAAAUUUGCGCAGUUAUAUAUAUACGACACUCAGCAUGAGAUAAUGCAUAGUGUUAUUUCUAUUGGAAAACAGGUUUAUAGCUGUGAUUUCAUAGUUAUAUUGUGUUUUUCUUCCCGUUAUAAUGUGUUAUUAAUCAUUUUUUGGCAAACAUCUGAGAUAGAUAAAAAAUUGAUAACUGAGUUGAUGCAAAUGAUCGAUACUCAUAAUUUUAUAGCACAGUCAUUUCGAAGAGUCAAAGAAUUCUAUCAGUGUCAUCCAUCUGAGAUCUUCUGUUUGAAGUUGUAUUCGCAAAGGAAGGUUGAUCGAAGAAUUUACAGUGCUCCCUCUUGCGAUGAAGUUGCUGCUUUGAUUGUUGGAGAUUUUGAUUCGUCGGAUCAUAGUCGUGACAUUAUUGUUCGAUUUACUGUUCCUUUGUUGUUUCCAUAUGGCGAGGAUCGUUACCAGCUGAACAUUGCUUAUCGAGGUGAACAGCCUGAAUAUGUUCCUGGAAGGAGAACAAGGGUUUCCCUCAGGGAAUUCAUAUGUUUUCGUCUCCAGAUUAGGGAGCACGAAGAUGGAAUUAUUCACAAGUGUAGGCGAUUAUUUCAACAAUUUGUUGUUGAUUGUUUCACCAUGAUUGAGUCCCAAAUGUUGUAUGAGAUUAGAAUGAAGCAAAAGCGAGAGCGAAUUCCCAUUGCUGAUCGUCCUAAAAUCUCUUGUCGUGUCUUUCAUGCCAAGUUGAAGUGCCUCCUUAGCAAUCUCAAGGAAGGUAUGUAUACUAUUGAGUUCCAAAAAAGAGGUCUACCGCAUGGACACAUGUUACUUUGGUUUAACGGGGAAAGCAACUUACAAAGUGUUGAAAUUGUUGAUGAAUUCAUCUAUGCCGAGCUACCCAAUCCCCAGAAAUUUCCAUCUCUUUAUAAUGUCGUCACCAAGUACAUGAUCCAUGGUUCCUGCAGUCGACUUAGACCGAGUUCUCCUUGCAUGAAAGAUGGUAAGUGCUCAAAAUUUUAUCCGAAAAGAUUCGUUGACCAAACGAGCUUUGAUGAAGAUGGGUAUCCAAUAUAUAGACGUCGUAAUAUGGCUGUGACAGUGAAGAUCAAUGAUGUUGAUAUUGACAAUAGAUUUGUUGUGCCCUAUAAUCCACUACUGUUAAUAAAAUAUCAAGCUCACAUAAAUCUUGAGUUCUGUAACAAGUCAAACGUCAUUAAGUAUCUUUUUAAGUAUGUCAAUAAGGGUCCGGAUCGGGUGACUGCAACUAUUGGAGAAACAUAUGAUGUUGGUGAAUCUUCUCAAGUGGUUGAUGAGAUCAAACAGUAUUACGAUUGUCGUUAUUUAUUACCGUCUGAAUCGAUGUGGAGAAUUUUUGCUUAUGAUAUUCAUCAUAGAUGGCCAUCGGUACAGAGGUUGACUUUUCACUUGCCGAACCAGCAACAUGUUGUAUUCGAUGAUGCUGAUAUCACUACUCAUGUUUAUUUGCGCAACAAAGAUUUGAUGACGAUGUUACGGAGAGGUUGUACCAGUUUUCGAAGUAUAAGAACCGUGAAUGGUGUUACUUAUGAUACAGUUCAAGAGGCAUGUUUCGCCAUGGGAUUCUUGAUAGAUGAUAAGGAGUAUGUUUCUGCUAUUAAAGAAGUCGCCGAGUUAGCGUCAGCUGCACAGCUAAGGAGGAUUUUUGUGAUGUUAUUGCUAUCUGGUUCCAUGGGAAGACCUCUAGCAGUUUGGGAACAAACUUGUGCUUAUUUGUCUGCUGAUAUUCUUUAUCGCAGAAGACAUGAGCUGCAAUAUCCCGAUCUAACGAUGAGUCAGGACGAGUUGCAAACAUUUUGUUUGUUGGAGAUUGAAAAACUAUUGCAGAGUAACGAAAAAUCAUUGAGAAAUUAUGCUAGCAUGCCGGUUCCUAAUAACUAUUUAGUCUCUCUAUUUAGCAAUUUGAUGUUGUUGCGUGAGUUGCAGUAUGAUACUGUUUCGAAUAUCUUAAAGUUAAAUAAAGAACAGAGGGUGGUCUACGAUAAAAUUAUUGAUUGUGUUUCGAAUAAGGGGCAUGAAUUCUUUUUUGUUGGUAUUGCUUCUCUGUUGUUACCUAGUGGUAAUACGGCGCAUUCUAUGUUCAAUAUUCCUGUUGAGCUGACUGAAGACACUGUUUAUCGGAUUAAGAAAGAUAGUCCAAAAGCUGAGGUAGUCUGA